Molecule: messenger RNA, 5026 nt
Organism: Pangasianodon hypophthalmus (striped catfish)
Lineage: Eukaryota; Metazoa; Chordata; Actinopteri; Siluriformes; Pangasiidae
Product: fibulin-1
Exons: 15
Coding region: 338-2398 (686 amino acids)
Biological process (GO): extracellular matrix organization
Cellular component (GO): extracellular region
Molecular function (GO): peptidase activator activity; calcium ion binding
Source: RefSeq, a predicted model, not a curated record
UCCUGGAAAACUAAUGUUUGGAAAUCUAAAAUGCUUUUGUACUGACUUGAUAAUGUAGAAAUCAAAAAUAAAAACCAAUAUAAAAAAUAGGGUGCAUUUGCACAGUACUGUUGCUAUAUCAUUUAUUAACUUAUUUAUUUAUUGAAGACAAGUUUCCUGACAAAAUCAAGAAAUUUAGGAGAGAUCAUAUAGAAGAUAUUUAAAAAAUCAAGCCUGGGGUCUUUUAAAAGACAAAUGAUUGGACCAUCUUUAGGGUGUGGCAGUAUAAAAACACCUCCCCGUGACCUUCCAGUCAGCUGGUGUGUUUUCAUAGCACGUUUCUGUCUGUACCUGUGGAAUGUCUCCUCAGACCAUGUUACAUCAGCGGAUUGCAAUAUUCUGCGCUUUGUGUGUGGCUCUUUCAGGCCAAGAGUUUGGCCGUGAGCAGAUGUCUUUGGAGACGUGCUGUAAAAGUGGGAGAGUCUAUGGUCUGGGCAAUCAGCAGUGUGCUUCCCUUCCCCGUAUAUCCCACUCUUUCAUCUGCAGGAUGGCUCAGAAGCAAUGCUGUCAAGCUGCACUGGAAGAAAGUCUCUGUACCAAUGGCAGGACCAGUGCCAAAAGGAAUGGAGUGUGUGACUUCUCCUUUUUUGAGACAGAUCCCUAUAAAGCCAACACUGCCAUGAUGUGCUGUGAGUGCUGUGUGCUUGGGCUGCUGGCUCAGAGAGACAAUCGUACUUGCGAGCUGCAGAUUCCUGUCACUGUUCACUGCAGGAACGUGGCACGGGCCUGUUGCAUGGAGAAAGAGCAUGGCUUAGUCCACCAAGUGUCACCUUUGCUGAGUAACACCAGUACUGGUAAGGGAGGUAAUACCCAGGGCACUGACUUAUGUGCAGAAGGGGUAACAAGAUGCUCUCAGCUUUGUGUGGGUAAUGGCUCUUGUGUCUGCCUGAGAGGUUUCCACCUUAAAUCCGACGGCUACAGCUGUGAGGAUUAUAAUGAGUGUCUGUCAGGGGCUCACACCUGCAGGCCAGGUGAAAGAUGCAUCAACACCGAGGGCUCGUACCGCUGUCAGAGAGAAACCAGCUGUGGCACAGGAUAUGAGCUGACUAACACCAACAUCUGCCAAGAUAUUGAUGAGUGUCUGGUAGGAACACAUAACUGUGGACGUGAAUUCACGUGUCAGAACACUGUUGGGUCAUUUCGCUGCCAUCCACGACAUCAGUGUGGGCUUGGCUUCAUCCAGGAUGCCGUCGGAAACUGCAUUGACAUAAAUGAAUGCGUACAUGAGAAGAGCCCAUGCCAACCUGGUCACACGUGUGUUAACACAGUGGGCUCCUACAUGUGCCAGAGGUUCUCAGUGACCUGUGGACGUGGAUAUCACCUAAACGAAGAGGGCACACACUGCAUGGAUGUAGAUGAGUGCAGCACACCACACAAUGCCUGUCAGGGCCAUGACUGUGUGAACCUUCUGGGCUCCUUCCGCUGCGACUGUCGUUCUGGAUUUACGUUUAAUAGCAUCAGCAAAAGCUGUGAGGACAACGAUGAAUGCAGAAGCUAUCCUGGGCGCUUGUGUGCUCAUAAAUGUGACAACACUCCCGGAUCGUACCGGUGCAGCUGUCAUCCCGGGUUCCAGCUGGCCAGUGAUGGCAAGAGCUGUGAAGAUGUGAAUGAAUGCGAGAACAGCCCAUGCAGCCAGGAGUGUGCCAAUGUCUACGGCUCCUACCAGUGUUACUGUCACCGUGGCUACCAGCUCAACAACAUAGACAGACAUACAUGUGAAGAUAUUGAUGAAUGUGCCUUGACUUCUGGGGGCAAAGUUUGCUCGUAUCAUUGUUUGAACACACCUGGUAGCUACGAAUGCACCUGCCCUCCAACAGGCUACUCGCUCUCCCCCAGUGGACGCACCUGCCUGGAUGUCGAUGAGUGUGCAACAGGAACACACAACUGUUCUGCCGCACAGAGCUGCUUCAAUAUCUUGGGCGGAUUUCGCUGCCUGUCAUUUGAGUGUCCACCCAAAUACCGGCGUGCAGCAGAGAGUCGCUGUGAGCGCUUGCCUUGUGAGCAGAAUAGUGAGUGCCAGUCCCUGCCCCUGACAAUCUCCUUCUACAAUCUCACAUUUCCCACCAACAUCCCCAUACCUGCUGCCGUUUUCCGCAUGGGGCCGUCCAGAUCUGUACCUGGGGACGACAUCCAGCUCUUUAUCGCGGAUGGUGAUGCAGAAGGAUUCUUCAGCAUCCAGAAAACAGCCCAUGGUGCGGUGGUGUCUGUGCAGAGACCACUGCCAGAACCCCGGGACUUCCUGCUCACUGUGGAAAUCAGACUGAUUCGAUACGGCAUCAUAAGCAUUUUCGUGGCUAAGAUUGCUGUGUUUGUUGUUAAUGACCAGCCCAUUGUGCCCAACAGCUGGCCAAAACCUUGACGCUGCUUCAGCUAUAGCGUCUUAUUCUUUUUAGUAUUAUCGCACAAGAGUAGCAAUGGGAGUUAGUGUCAGCCUUCAUUUGUAUUAUAAAGUCACAGAUUUUAAUGUAAGCAUGGUUCUACAACAGUUUCCUUCCGGAGCAUGUGGAAUUUUCCUCUGUGCUCGUUUCCUAGCUGGCUAAUAAUUGCAAGUCAUCUCCUAGUAAUCAUGACCUCACAAGUGUUGCCUUUAUAAAGUCCAUGGUAAAUCACAUGAAUCCUUUGGCCUUUCUCAUCAACACAAGUGACCUGGAGGUCCUUCAUUUUAUGUAGGUGGAUGAGUUCCCUGUCACUGUUUCCCAAAUGUCCACAUUCUAGUGUUGCCUCGAAUCUGGCCAUAGCAUCACUGCAUUCGAGAAGGAACUUUUAUUUUCUUUAGUUCCUUUACAAGGUGGGCUAAGAUGUUUUUAAACAGCUUAUUAAUAAGCUGCACCACCACACAUGGCAUUUUUGCAUUCCAGUCCCAAUGCCUGCUAACUGAUAGCCCGUAUCAUUUGCUGACUCACCUGACCAUACUGAUGCCCAACGAAAAUGCUUUAUAUAUUUUGUUGGUUCAUAUUAUUUGCACAAACUGCCUAGCACCAAGUCCAGGCCCCACUGUGGGACACUGCUUUGCAUAGGGACAGGAGACAUUCCACACCUUUAAGAAAUGUCUGUACUAGUCAGGAGUUGGCCAGUUGUGUGCAAACACAUCCUGGCCCAAAACCAUAGGUGUUCCAAAUUACCUGAAAUUAACUCUAUGUAAAUUCCUCAAUCUCUGUACACCAGAUUGCUGUACAUCCACUCCUUGGUUGUAAUGGCCUGAAUGAAAGUAGGCAGUCCUCUAAGACAGAAUGUGUGUAUCCGCUCAUUUCUAGAGCUUGCUUGCCAAAUUCUACACUGUGUGUCUUCUUGUAACACAGUGAGGUCACCGGUCUGAUUUCAGCCCUGUCCUCCUUAGCUACUUCAGCCAUUAUAUGUGCGCAUAUCAAAGAUUUCCUGCAUUCUCAAACACAUAUAAAAGCUCCUUCAUAAAACAGGUGCACUGUGGAAUAACCACUUUCUCGGCUUAUAUACCACAAAAUUGGUCAGGCAUUUGAGCUGUUGCAUUAGGUUAAAAAUCAAGCUUUGUUUUGCCCUGGUGGCCUUGAUACCAGCUUGUAGUACAUUAACUACUGCUGUGCCACAUUCUGGGGUUACACUCUGACCAUCAGAAUGUUCCAUUGAUGGGCUAACAAGCACUCUCCAAGGUUGGCCUCAAACUUAGAGAAUGAGAUGCGGCCACUGAAAGUGCGUCAGUAUCUGUCUCUACAUACGAGCCAGCUGUGCUGCAUUUCAUUGCCACUAAAAGCUCUUGCCCAUGCCCACUGCCAUCACCUCUAUUCUGCAUUCUAAUGCCACUAAGGGUCCUCAUUCUUUCCUCUCCAUGGGACUGAGCAGCUAAACACUUUGUCGGCUGCUGUUUUUCCUUUGUUUGGACCACAGAGUCUGUGGGCUUUUCAGUCACAUUGGUUGCCCACUUCACUCUUCACUGAACUCCUGCAGCAUGGGAGAGGUUGCUCAAUAGGCAACAGUUCUUCCAUAGCCUAAGCACAUUUCCCACCUCAGAAUUGGCAUUAUUAAUCUGCUUUUGCAGCACCACAAUGCUACACGCCAACACAAACAACAGGCCACGUCUGCUUUCUGAGUCAGUGGCAAAUAUAGACAAAUCAAUACUAAAUUGCCAUCAUCCAAGGUGCACCUCAAUGCACUCUUCUUGAUUGCGCAGGUUUUACAUAACAAAUUUAUGCAAUCUUUUGGCCAAACUAUAUUUGAGCACUUCUUAGCUUCCUUGGUCAAUUUCUUCAGCUCUUCAACAAAGAAGCCUGGGAAAGUGGUUGAGCGUGAUUUUAGUGGGAGCCUUUUAUAUAGACUAUAUAUCAAAAGUCAUGGUCACAAGACACCCUUGCUGUUAGAACUUGACUAGGAAAUGAGCACACAGGAAACUCCACUAGUUCCAGAUGGAAACCUUACAGGCCAGAACAUAAGGAAGUAGAGCCACACAUUUAUGCUGAUAAGACUACACUUAAACACUUGAGUAUCCACACACUUGAGCCAAACACAUUUUAAUCUGCACAAUGAUUUUACUAAGCUACAGCAUCUUUUACAGAUAUCUGGUAUUUAUUAUAUUUGGUAAAUGCAAUCACAAUUUGAAGCUUAUAUUUAUUAUUUCAGUGACUGUAUCAUAUUUAUACUGCAUAUGCACUGACUUAAUAGGCCUUCUGUAAAAGUAUCCAAAGCUAACAUCAUGACUUGACUAUAUCAUCAUUUUAUGAAUACAUUUUGCUAACAUCACUUUACAUGAUUGUUCAGUAUUUCCUACAAGAAAUGGGACCAAAAGCUGUUUCCUGGUUGUUUUUGACACUUUCAAGUUCAAAAGCACAUUUCAUUCUCUGAUGGAAAAAAACUCUGCAGCUUAAUCUAAUAAAAGUGGGAACAUUUUGUGUAAAUUGAUAAAUGGAGCAUUAGUAAGGUGUAGAUUUCACAAUUGAAAAAUUGUCAGUGUAACAAUUGUAACAAUUGAUUUUUUUUCAUAUCAUGGAUUAUUUAAUUACUUAAUAUUUACUCCACA